Messenger RNA from Glycine soja, 905 nucleotides. RefSeq lists its product as uncharacterized. NCBI's taxonomy places the organism in Eukaryota, Viridiplantae, Streptophyta, Magnoliopsida, Fabales, Fabaceae. The record is from RefSeq and is a predicted model, not a curated record. The transcript is spliced from 2 exons. The coding region runs from base 130 to 516 and encodes 128 amino acids.
UGGGAACUUUGAGAAAGAGAGAGAGCAUGCUAUUAAGUUAUUACUAGAGUUCUGCAAUGAUGAGGAUUGUUGUGUAAGAAUUGCAUCAGAAAAAGGUGCAUUAGUCUUCUCUCAAGUAUAGCAGGAAAUAUGGAGUAUCCAUCCUUGUCCAAUUUAGCUAAGGAAGUCUUGAGGCAGAUGAAAAGGGUAGAGGAUAAUGUUCAAUAUUUUGCAGCAGCUGAAAGAUUUGGACCGUUGAUUUCACGGUUACAUGAUGGUUCUGUUGGUGUAAAGAUUGAGAUGGCUUCUCUGGUGGGAAGGAUGACCUUGACAAAUAGCUGUAAAGAACAAAUUGCAAGGCAAGGUGGCAGAGUAUUUGUCGAACUUUUGUCUAAUAAAGAAGGAAGGGGACCAAGUCUGCAAGCAUUGUAUAACUUGUCAGGAUUGGAUGGCAAUGCAACCAUCUUUAUUGAAUCUUCAGUCCUUCCAUCUCUUAUAAAGUCUUAUUUGAUGAGCAGGAUUCAUCAUAUGAGCUGAAGUCAUUAGCUGCUUCAACAAUUGCAAAUAUUGUAUCUAAGCCAGGGCAUUGGGAAUUAGCAUCUGCUGACAAGAAAGGAAACCCAAUUCAGUCAGAAAUUAUUGUUUUAAGACUUUUGGGGCUUUUAAACAGUUUGCACUCUCAGUGUCAAGUGAUGUUUCUUCGCAUUCUUUGUGGUAUUGCAUCAUCUCCUCAAGCAUCAGGUAAUAAUUUCCAUCAACUAGUAUAAUGUUAAUAGGGUGAUCGUGAUCUACGGCUUUUCUUCACGAAUUCGUUUAACUCUUUCUUGUAUUCUAUGUCAAGUUGACUUCACAACCUCAAUCCCUGAGUUUAAUUUGGUAUUAGGUUUCAUGUUCAUUAAAAUUCAGAUAUACAAAAGAGGUGGGUG